AUGGGUGAUCUGGCAUGUCAUUAUGCUUUCGGUCGCCAUCGGAUCGACGUCCAGCGAACAGGGGGCAACAAGGUCUUAGCACUGAAGUUCUUCUGGCUCUUCCAAGUUUUCUACAAACUCGUCCUUGGCCUUAACAAACUAUCCUUCCUCGCUUUCUACCUCCGUCUGUUCCCCACGCGCACAUUCCGCCUCGUCUGCUGGACCAGCAUCGCCUUCGUCGUCUCCACUACAUUCAGCUUCGUGGUCGCCACCAUCUUCCAAUGCAUCCCCGUCCGCGCCAGCUGGAACAAAGACAUCCCAGCGAAAUGCGUCCAGAACGCUAGUUUCCGCUGGUCGUGGGCAGGUAUCAACACAGGGCUCGAUAUCUGGGUCUGUCUACUACCGCUCCCAGUGCUUGCACAGCUCCAGCUCGACCGCACCCGCAAGCUCGGCGUCAUGUUAGUCUUCUGUAUGGGUCUCUUCGUCUGUAUCACGAGUGUCAUCCGGAUGUCGGCCAUGGUAGCCAGUACGAAGACGCACGAUCCGACAUGGGGAUCAUUCGACGCACUGAUCUGGAGUGCCAUUGAAGCCAGUACAGGAAUCAUCUGUGCAUGCUUGCCGAUGUUGAAACAUCCGAUUCAGAAGCUUCUUCCGGGCUGGUUCAGUUCCCUGUCGAAUGGGUCGAGGAAGGGCCGGAGUCGGUCAAGAGCGAAUUAUCAAAUGAGCCGGUUGGGGUCGCAAUCUGGGCUUCGGACUACUGCUCAUGCGGACGAGGAAGACUUGGAUGCCGACGCUGGCAGCAUUGGUAGCCAGGAGCGGUUGGCGAAGAACCAGAUCCUGAUACAAACGGAUCUUAAGAUGCAUAGUGAGCCGGCUCACUCGUGA
This is a messenger RNA of Aspergillus melleus, 864 nucleotides long. RefSeq lists its product as uncharacterized. The transcript is spliced from 3 exons. NCBI's taxonomy places the organism in Eukaryota, Fungi, Ascomycota, Eurotiomycetes, Eurotiales, Aspergillaceae. The record is from RefSeq and is a predicted model, not a curated record. The coding region runs from base 1 to 864 and encodes 287 amino acids.